ACGUGUUCAUUUUGUUUACUUAUGUCAAAUAAUGAAUGUAUGGUCACUCUAAUUGUCAAAUGACUUGGACCAAUCAGAAAGCGCCAUUUGGUUUUUGCUCUCUUGCAUUGAUGAAAAAGAGUGGCAGAAUUAAUUUCAUACUAAAAGUUGUUGGCUGGGUUUAUUUUGCAAUUGAACGUUGGCGAAAAAGUGCAGUUUGGAAAAACCGUAAUAAAAGUAACAACGUGGAUUCCUGUAAAAAAUUUAAUUAAAGUAUAUAUAAUAUUUUAAUUGAAUUGGAAACAACUAAAAUAAUUAUUAAGGAUGAAAUAUUUCUUACUAAUUGGGCUGCUGCUUUUAGCAGGGGUGAGUCAAAUCGUUGCUGAUGGAACUGAAGAAAAAGAGGAUGUGAAGACAAUUGACUUGGAUUUAGGUUCAUUUAAAGAAGGUUCCAGAACAGAUUCUGACGCCGUUCAUAGGGAGGAAGAGGCGAUCAAAUUGGAUGGACUUAAUGUGGCACAAAUGAAACAAAUUAGGGAAAAGGCUGAGAAAUUUGCUUUCCAAACAGAGGUCAAUCGCAUGAUGAAACUCAUUAUUAACUCAUUAUAUCGCAAUAAGGAAAUCUUUUUACGUGAGUUAAUAUCCAACGCUUCCGAUGCUAUUGACAAAAUUCGUUUGCUCGCGCUUACUAACAAAGGCGAAUUGGAGUCAAAUCCGGAACUAAAUAUACGCAUAAAGGCUGAUAAAGAAAACAAAGUGCUGCAUAUAAUGGAUACUGGUAUUGGCAUGACACACCAGGAUCUUAUCAAUAAUCUUGGUACAAUUGCUAAAUCCGGCACAGCUGAUUUCUUGGCAAAAAUGCAAGAUCCUUCUAAAGCGGACGGUCAAGAUUUAAACGAUAUGAUUGGGCAAUUUGGUGUUGGUUUCUAUUCUGCCUUCUUGGUAGCUGAUCGUGUUGUAGUCACUACAAAACACAAUAACGAUAAACAGUACAUUUGGGAAUCAGAUGCUAAUAGCUUUAGUAUUGUUGAAGAUCCACGUGGAGACACUUUAAAACGUGGUUCAAUUAUCUCAUUGCACCUUAAAAAUGAAGCUCAAGAUUUUCUUGAAGAAGAUACCGUCCGUGAACUAAUCCGUAAAUACUCACAAUUUAUUAAUUUCCCCAUAAAGAUGUGGUCAAGUAAAAAUGUUGAUGAGGAAGUACCAAUUGAAGAAGAAGUUACUGAAAAACCUGAAACUGAAAGUGAUGAAGAUCCCAUUGAAGAUGGCGAAGAUGCUAAAGUAGAAGAGGAUACAGAGGAUUCUGACAAACCAAAAACUAAGAAGGUAACAAAAACAAUUUGGGACUGGCAAUUGAUAAAUGACAGUAAACCAAUUUGGACACGUAAACCGGCUGAAGUCACAAAUGAAGAGUACAAUGAAUUCUAUAAGAGUCUCACUAAAGAUUCUACUGAACCAUUGACACAGACUCAUUUUGUUGCCGAAGGUGAAGUUACAUUUAAGAGUUUAUUAUAUAUACCAAAAGUGCAGCCAUCUGAAUCAUUUAACCGUUACGGUACCAAGUCCGAUAAUAUUAAAUUGUACGUGCGUCGUGUUUUCAUCACCGAUGAGUUCAACGAUAUGAUGCCCAAUUACCUCAACUUUAUUCGUGGUGUUGUUGACUCUGAUGAUUUGCCCUUGAACGUAUCGCGUGAAACCUUACAACAGCACAAACUCAUCAAAGUAAUUAAGAAGAAAUUGGUACGUAAAGUAUUGGACAUGAUCAAGAAAAUUGAUAAGGAAGCCUAUGAGAAACUCUGGAAGGAAUAUUCCACAAACAUUAAACUUGGCAUUAUGGAAGAUCCAAGUAAUCGUUCACGUUUAGCUAAGCUGCUACGUUUCCAAUCUUCUAAUGGCAAAUCUGUAACUUCCCUCGCUGAAUACGUGGAACGUAUGAAGCCUAAACAGGAACAUAUCUAUUUCAUUGCUGGUGCAAAUCGCGCAGAAGUCGAAAACUCACCUUUCGUUGAACGUUUACUUGCUAAGGGUUACGAAGUUUUGUAUUUGGUUGAAGCCGUUGAUGAAUACUGUAUUUCAGCAUUGCCUGAAUUUGAUGGAAAAAAAUUCCAGAAUGUAGCUAAAGAGGGCUUCCAAUUGAACGAAUCAGAGAAGAGCAAAGGCAAAUUUGAAGAAUUGAAAACAACAUUUGAGCCACUUGUAAAAUGGUUGAAUGAUGUUGCACUUAAGGAUAAGAUCUCAAAAGCUCAAGUAUCUGAACGUUUAAGCAAUUCACCAUGCGCUCUGGUAGCUGGUAUGUUUGGUUGGACUGGUAAUAUGGAACGUUUGGCUAUGUCCAAUGCUCAUCAGAAAUCAGAUGAUCCUCAGAGAAGUUACUAUUUGAAUCAAAAGAAAACACUUGAAAUUAAUCCAAGACAUCCAUUGAUACGUGAACUGUUGCGACGGGUAGAGGCAAAUGAAGCUGAUGAGAGCGCACAAGAUAUGGCACUGAUGAUGUUCCGCACAGCAACUUUAAGAUCUGGAUUUAUGUUACAAGAAACUGCCGACUUUGCUGACAGCAUUGAAAGAAUGAUGAGACAAACCCUUGGUGUAUCGUUAGAUGAAGAAAUACAAGAGCUCGAUGACGAAGAUGAUUCAAAUGAGAGUUCUGAAAGCGAUAAAACAGAUGAAGGAGAUAAUGAUGCUAAUGCAGAAGAAGAUGAACAUCACGAUGAAUUGUAAGAGCGGAACUUCCCAAGUUCAUAGUUUGUAAAUAAUUUCACAUAAGAUCAGACUGAAUUAUUCUUUCUUUAAUAAUAUAAUUAUUUUUAUUUUCUUUAUAAUUUAAUUAAGUUUACAGCAUUUAACUUAAACAUUCUUUUCUGUCACUGCUUACGGUUUAGUGACGUAUUAUAUACUCUUAUGUAUGAAAUUAUUGUAAAUAGCAAAUUUCUAUAUUAUGAAAAGUGCUAUUAUCUAUUGAAUUUAAUUUUAUAUUUUGUAUUUUUUUAUAAAGUAAAAGUUUGUUAAGAAUUCGUUCUUCAUCUGCAAUAGAUAAAUAAUAAUAAAACAGACUUUAUGUCUAAUAUAUUUCUAA
Molecule: messenger RNA, 3052 nt
Organism: Teleopsis dalmanni
Lineage: Eukaryota; Metazoa; Arthropoda; Insecta; Diptera; Diopsidae
Gene: Gp93
Product: endoplasmin
Exons: 5
Coding region: 304-2697 (797 amino acids)
Biological process (GO): protein folding
Molecular function (GO): ATP-dependent protein folding chaperone; ATP hydrolysis activity; ATP binding
Source: RefSeq, a predicted model, not a curated record